ACCGAAAUCCAUCUGUGUUUGACAUGUUUACAAAACUGAAAAGAAAACAAUAAGUUGUUCCGUAUUCGUGACUCUUUAAAAACUGUUUCGUUAUUGUCUAUCUUAAUUUGUUUUUCCUAUAUAACGUGAAAAAUUAUGUGCAGAUAUGGAUGCCAUGUUUGAUAUAUGUUACCUGUCACCUGAUAGUAAUAAUGUUGAACCAGAUGAUAUACCCAAGACAAAGGAAAAUGUUUGGAUAUUGGGAAGAAAAUACAGCCCUGUCCAAGAUUUGGAUCGCAUACGACGAGACAUCACUUCAGUAAUUUGGUGUACAUAUAGAAAAGGGUUUAUCCCUAUUGGCGAUGAGGGCCUAACUUCUGACAAGGGCUGGGGAUGCAUGUUGCGCUGUGGUCAGAUGGUUCUAGGAGUUGCAUUAAUAAGAGUGCAUUUGGCUUCCGAUUGGGUUUGGACCCCUGAGACAAGAGAUCCAACAUAUUUGAAAAUAAUACAAAGAUUUGAAGAAAGGAAGCAGGCUCCAUAUUCUAUACAUCAGGUUGCUCUAAUGGGAGCUAGCGAAGGCAAGGAGGUAGGACAAUGGUUUGGGCCUAAUACUGUGGCACAAGUACUCAAAAAAUUAAUAGUUUAUGAUAAAUGGAGCUCACUUGUGAUACACGUGGCAUUAGAUAAUACAGUUGUGAAAGAAGACAUUUUACAACAAUGUAUGGUUAAUAAUGAUAGAGGAGAUGAUCAUAAACCAGACAGUGUAAAUAUAACAGAUUGGAUGCCACUACUUUUGAUUGUGCCACUGAGAUUGGGUCUUAGUGAAAUAAAUCCCGUGUAUGUCAAUGGUCUUAAGAUAUGUUUCCAAAGCCCUCAAUCAAUUGGAGUAAUUGGAGGAAAACCAAAUCAAGCACUAUAUUUGAUUGGAUGUGUUGAGGAUGAAGUUUUAUAUUUAGAUCCUCAUACAACACAGAGAUCUGGACUUGUUGAAAAUAAACAAACAGAUGAACAGAAAGAAAUAGACUGUUCAUAUCAUUGCAGAUAUGCUUCACGCAUACCAAUGCUUGCCAUGGACCCCUCAGUUGCUGUGUGUUUUCUGUGCCGAACUAAAGGUGAUUUUGAUGAGCUAUGCAAAACAUUUGAAGAGGAACUUAUGAAAGAAUCUCAACCAUUGUUUGAAAUUUGUGAAAAGCGACCUUCACAUUGGGGUCCAAGUAAUGAUAUAGAUUUACAAAACACAACACUCUUUACAGAAUUUGAAGAUGUGGAUAGACAAUUUGAUGACUCAGAUGAUGAGUUUGAAAUUCUAUGAAAAAUAUUAUUUUAUAUACAGCCUUUUCCUUAUUAAUUUAAAUUGAAAUAUUGUGUUGCUUUAUCCUUUAAGUUAUUUUUAAAUUCCAAAGAUAUGUAAAAAUACACAGAUAUAGAUUUAUAAACUCAAAUUCUAUGGAACUUGUAGUCACAAUAUUCUUUUUACUAUUAUAUUAUUAUU
Molecule: messenger RNA, 1471 nt
Organism: Pieris rapae (cabbage white)
Lineage: Eukaryota; Metazoa; Arthropoda; Insecta; Lepidoptera; Pieridae
Gene: Atg4a
Product: cysteine protease ATG4B
Exons: 9
Coding region: 146-1291 (381 amino acids)
Molecular function (GO): protein-phosphatidylethanolamide deconjugating activity
Source: RefSeq, a predicted model, not a curated record